Molecule: messenger RNA, 8529 nt
Organism: Harpia harpyja (harpy eagle)
Lineage: Eukaryota; Metazoa; Chordata; Aves; Accipitriformes; Accipitridae
Gene: ABCC4
Product: ATP binding cassette subfamily C member 4
Exons: 32
Coding region: 379-4242 (1287 amino acids)
Biological process (GO): transmembrane transport
Cellular component (GO): plasma membrane
Molecular function (GO): ATP hydrolysis activity; ATP binding; ABC-type transporter activity
Source: RefSeq, a predicted model, not a curated record
AGCAGGCUUUGUGAUUUGCCUGGGAUCUUGCUGGAUAUCUAGUGAGUUCCCACUGGCAAUGCCUGAAAUUGGUGAUGGUGAUGACUCCUAACAGAUGCCACUUUAUAAACAUCUCUGAGGUGGCUAAUUUUUAGUUCAUUUAUUGACUUAUUGGUGCAGGACAAUUGUGGUACUAUAAGAAACUCUAAAGAAAUAUGUAAGCAUCUUCUGUAUAGAUAAACAGAAAACACAUUUUCAAUACUCAAAGAAUGAAAUCACACUUGCUUCUUUUUUUCUCCUGAUUGAAAGAAGACUGAGGAUCAUACAUACAACUUUUUUAAAAGGUGGUUGAAUCCUUUAUUUAUUAUUGGCCAUAAACGGAAGCUUGAAGAAGAUGAUAUGUAUAAAGUGCUGCCAGAAGAUUCCUCAGAGAAGCUUGGAGAGGAAUUGCAGUGGUACUGGGAUAAAGAGGUGCAAAAAGCAAAAAAGAGAGGAAAACCGCCACAUUUAACAAAAGCCAUUAUUCUUUGUUACUGGAAAUCCUAUUUAGUUUUUGGAAUUUUCACAAUGAUUGAGGAAACCCUCAAAAUAAUUCAGCCAAUAUUUUUGGGAAAAAUUAUUAAUUAUUUUGAAAACUAUGAUUCCUCAGAUGAGGUAGCUUUGAAUUUUGCAUAUUGCUACGCAGCUGCUCUGUCUGUGUGCACGCUUAUUCUAGCUAUAAUGCACCACUUAUACUUCUAUCAUGUACAGCGGGCUGGCAUGAAGCUGAGGGUAGCUAUGUGUCACAUGAUUUAUCGGAAGGCACUUCGUCUCAGUAACGUAGCUAUGGCAAAAACUACCACUGGUCAAAUAGUGAAUCUCCUGUCAAAUGAUGUGAACAAAUUUGAUCAGGUAACAAUUUUCUUGCACUUCUUGUGGGCUGGACCAAUUCAAGCUGUAGCAGUAACAGUACUUCUCUGGAUGGAGAUAGGCCCAUCGUGUCUUGCAGGAAUGGCAGUUCUCAUUAUUCUUCUUCCUGUCCAGACCUGCAUUGGGAGGCUUUUUUCUUCCCUAAGAAGCAAGACAGCUGCCUUAACAGAUGUCAGGAUUAGGACCAUGAAUGAAGUCAUAAGUGGUAUGAAGAUAAUAAAGAUGUAUGCUUGGGAAAAAUCAUUUGCGGAACUUGUGAAUGGUUUAAGAAGGAAGGAGAUUGCCAUGGUUAUGAAAAGCUCCUACCUUCGAGGACUGAACUUAGCCUCAUUUUUUGUGGCAAGCAAAAUAACAGUGUUCAUGACUUUCAUGGCAUAUGUACUACUUGGCAAUGUUAUCUCUGCAAGUCGGGUGUUUGUUGCAGUGUCCCUGUAUGGUGCAGUAAGACUGACAGUAACUCUGUUCUUCCCUUCGGCUAUUGAGAGAGUAUCCGAGGCAGUGGUUAGCAUACGACGAAUCAAGAACUUUCUGAUACUUGAUGAGAUCUCACCCUUCAAGCCACAACUGCAUGGUAAUAAUGAGAAUGUCAUUCUUCACGUUCAGGAUUUGACUUGCUAUUGGGAUAAGAGUUCAGAAAGCCCAGCACUUCAACAACUUUCAUUUACUGUCAGACGAGGGGAAUUAUUGGCUGUGAUUGGUCCUGUAGGAGCUGGCAAAUCUUCGCUCUUAAGUGCUGUGCUUGGUGAGCUACCUAAAGACAAAGGUUUGAUAAAUGUUACUGGAAGAAUUGCCUAUGUUUCUCAGCAGCCUUGGGUGUUUUCUGGUACAGUAAGAAGUAAUAUACUGUUUGACAAGGAAUAUGAAAAAGAAAAAUACGAAAAAGUUUUAAAAGUCUGUGCUCUUAAAAAGGACUUGGAAUUAUUAGCAAAUGGUGACCUAACAGUAAUAGGAGAUCGUGGAGCUACGCUGAGUGGGGGACAGAAAGCCCGUGUAAAUCUGGCCAGAGCUGUGUAUCAAGAUGCAGACAUCUAUCUUUUGGACGAUCCACUGAGUGCAGUAGAUGCGGAAGUUGGAAGACAUUUGUUUGAAAAAUGUAUUUGUCAGGCCUUACAUCAGAAGAUCUCUGUUUUGGUUACUCACCAGUUGCAGUAUCUCCGUGCUGCAAAUCAGAUUCUAAUUUUAAAAGAUGGUAAAAUGGUGGGGAAAGGUACCUAUUCAGAGUUCCUGAGAUCUGGCAUCGACUUUGCUUCCCUUUUGAAAAAAGAUGAGGAGGUAGAACAGCCGUCAGUUCCAGGAACUCCCAACCUGAAGUCUGUCCGGAGCCGAACCUUCUCAGAGUCCUCUGUCUGGUCCCAGGAUUCUUCUGCCCACUCACAGAAAGAUGGAGCAGUGGAGCAACCACCUGCUGAAAACGCACUGGCUGCAGUGCCAGAGGAGAGUCGCUCUGAGGGAAAAAUAAACUUCAAGGUUUACAGAAAAUAUUUCACUGCAGGAGCAAACUACUUUGUGAUUUUCAUACUUCUAGUAUUCAAUAUUUUGGCACAGGUGGCAUACGUGCUCCAGGACUGGUGGCUUUCUUACUGGGCAAAUCAUCAAGAAAAGUUGAACGUCACAACAAAUGGAGAUAAUGGAGCAAAUGAGACUGAACAUCUAGACCUUAACUUUUAUUUGGGAAUUUACGCAGGUUUAACGGUGGCUACAAUACUGUUUGGCAUAGUAAGAAGUCUUUUGGUGUUUCAAGUUCUUGUUAAUUCUGGUCAGACGUUGCACAACAAAAUGUUUCAAUCCAUUUUGAAAGCUCCCGUCUUGUUUUUUGACAGAAAUCCUAUAGGAAGAAUCUUAAAUCGUUUCUCCAAAGAUAUUGGCCACCUGGAUGACUUGCUUCCAUUGACAUUUUUGGACUUCGUGCAGACUCUCCUACAGAUUUUUGGUGUGGUGGCUGUGGCUGUGGCAGUGAUUCCUUGGAUACUCAUCCCCUUAAUUCCACUAUUUAUUCUUUUCAUUUUCCUUCGACGAUAUUUUUUAGACACUUCAAGAGAUAUUAAACGUCUAGAAUCCACAACUCGAAGUCCAGUGUUCUCCCACUUGUCGUCAUCCCUCCAGGGACUUUGGACUAUUCGGGCUUUGAAAGCAGAGGAAAGAUUUCAAAAAUUAUUUGACGCACACCAAGACCUCCACUCAGAGGCCUGGUUUCUAUUUUUGACGACCUCGAGGUGGUUUGCUGUGCGUCUGGAUGCCAUCUGUGCCAUUUUUGUUAUAGUGGUUGCUUUUGGUUCCCUGCUUCUCGCCAAGACUUUGAAUGCAGGGCAGGUUGGUUUGGCACUAUCCUAUGCAAUCACCCUCAUGGGAACAUUCCAGUGGGGUGUUAGACAAAGUGCUGAAGUUGAAAACCUGAUGAUAUCAGUAGAAAGAGUAAUGGAAUACACGGAACUUGAAAAAGAAGCUCCUUGGGAGACCAACAAGCAUCCACCACCUGAAUGGCCAAGCCAAGGAAUGAUAGCAUUUGAAAAUGUUAACUUCACUUACAGUCUAGAUGGACCUUUGGUGUUAAGACAUUUGUCUGUUUUAAUUAAACCAAAAGAAAAGGUUGGAAUAGUGGGAAGAACCGGAGCUGGGAAAAGCUCUCUGAUAGCAGCCCUCUUUCGCUUGGCGGAACCCGAAGGAAGGAUUUGGAUUGAUAAGUACUUGACAUCAGAGCUAGGACUCCAUGACUUGCGGAAGAAAAUUUCAAUUAUACCUCAGGAGCCUGUUUUAUUCACUGGAACUAUGAGGAAAAACUUAGAUCCUUUCAAUGAAUACACUGAUGAGGAGCUGUGGAAUGCCUUGGAAGAGGUGCAACUGAAGGAGGUUGUGGAAGAUCUACCUAAUAAAAUGGAGAUGCAGCUGGCAGAAUCUGGGUCUAAUUUUAGUGUUGGUCAGAGACAGCUGGUGUGUCUUGCCAGAGCAGUUCUAAAAAAAAAUCGGAUCCUUAUCAUUGAUGAAGCAACAGCAAAUGUGGACCCAAGAACAGAUGAGUUCAUUCAAAAGACGAUCCGUGAAAAGUUUGCUCACUGCACAGUGCUGACCAUUGCACACCGCUUGAACACCAUUAUUGACAGUGACAGGAUUAUGGUUUUAGAUGAAGGAAGACUGAAAGAAUAUGGUGAACCUUACAUUUUGCUGCAAGAACAAGAUGGCUUGUUUUACAAAAUGGUGCAACAAGUGGGCAAGACUGAAGCGGCUUCUCUGAUUGAAACAGCAAAACGGGUGUACUUCAGUAAGAAUUACCCAGAAGUUGUUCAGAAUGGUCAACUUGCUACAGACUCCUCCUUGGAUCCUUCCUCAGGAUUAUGCAUAACCGAAACUGCACUGUGAUUCCUAAUAACCUUAACUGUUUUCCAUUGAAUGUAAACCUGAGAUCAUCUAAACUCAGUGACAAUGUUUGCAAGUGUCAACAGGAGAAGAAAGGGAGGGGGCAAUUCUUUGCACUGGACAUCCUUCCUAUUUAAUACUGAGAAAAAAAUUUUCACUGUCCCUCUUUCUUUAAUUUCAGUGCAAUAUGUUUUCCUUUCCACCUAAUUGUUUGUACUGCUAAGGAUAUUAGGCAGACUCAGCUUUUAUUUGAAAGUUAUGUGGUAGAGAUCUCUUUUAUUUAAACAGGUGCAGGACACCUAACACGUCUAGGACACCUAACAGGUCUAGGGUGCAUAUUUGGAGCUCAAUAAAAAAAAUUGGAAUGUGUCCUUUUUUCUCUUUUGGAAAUAUUUUGAGACCAAGCAAAACCAAAUUUUUUUCAGUGUCACUUUAGCACGACAGCUGUGUCUAAACAGCAGAUUCAGUAGUGUACAACUUAGUUGUCCGGUGCGACUCUUUCUCCCUGUCAUAAGUAGCUAUGCAGGUUGGUAGAAAAAAGAACUGAUCAAGCCAAAAAUACUUUUUCUUUUUGAUAGCAAAAAGUACUAUAUACUUAUUUUUUUGAUAAAUAAUUCAAGUAAUUCUGUUCAAGAUGAAUGUAAAUAUUACUUUUAUUUUGCUAAAAUCUGAAUGCUGAAGAAUCAAUCUCAAUCUUCUGUACUUUAGAUGAAAAUUACCACAUUUGCACUGAAGAAAUAUUUAAAUAAUUUAACAUACAUUCCUCUUUUUAUCCAGGUUAUCAAAGAAAAAAAGGUAUUAAAAUAACUUGAGGAAAUGUUUGAAUGACAUGUCAUUAUACCUAAAUGCCGUGUAGUACAAAGUUAUCUUCAACACAACACAUUGAAAUGUAUACAUUAUUUGCAUUUAUUGUGCCUUAAUAUUUGUGCCUUCAAGCCAAAGCUGUAACUGCAGGGUACACAACAAAUUCAUUAAAUUUAUGUUAAAAAUGUGUAACCUUAGUAUAUUUAAAGUUUUGCAUCAGGGGUUCUGUUGAACUCAAGCUGUUUGAAGUUGCCAUCCUACCAGAAUAGGUAGGAGAGUACAACCUGUAGUUUUGAAUGGCUGUUGCUGAUAGUGAGAGGAAUGCAGUGAGAGAGAGAGAUUUGGUAUUUGUAAGUUAUGUCCUGAUUCAGCAAAGUACUUUAACACAAAGGCACUAUUCCUAUUUUUAAAAAAAAAAAAAAAAAAUCAAGUGCUGUGCUGCUUCAGGUUUUUUCAUGUUUAGUGAGAUACCUACUCUUUGAGGACUAGUAGAAAAUAAAUCUAUUCAUCUUACUGUUUAAAGGGCACAGAAGAGACUAAAAGGCAACAGAUCUCUUCAGGACAUGUGCCUUUUGAAAAAUACUGAAGAUGCUUGCUCUUACCUUUGUAAGAGAAAUGUUAUUUACCCAACGUUCACCCAGUGGUCUAAAAGUACGGCAAACACAAAUGUUUCUUGUUUCAAACAGUUCUGCCAGCAAAUAACCAAUUCAAAUACAAAAUCACUCUCUCCAUGGCGAGAAGUAGAUUGAGGCCAAAGCCUGUGCCUCAGGACAAGGGCUCAUCUAGGAGAACUUUGUCCUGCUCAGGAGUCAGCCCAGCAGUGAGAGGCAGAAUCCUCCUUCCCCUGGUGAGUGGUGGGGAAAAACAAACACCAGGCGUCUGGUUUGGCUGGUAACGUCCUCUUCCAUCCUUAGCAGGCAGUUACAAAAUGAAAUGCUCUUGUCCCUAGCUUGCUUUUGGCAGGUUCUGACACUUCCUUCUGCGGUGCGUAGCACCUUACACUAUAACAAAUCCCAUUGAGAUCAGUGGAACUGAACUUCAGGCGGUGAUGCGCAGCAUGAGGCUUGUGCUACAUCUGGUGCUAAAUAGCAGGCGGUCAGGGACAGCUACCUGUCCCCAAAGCCGCGUGGCACAGAUUGGCUCACGUAAGCAGUGCUUAUGGCUAAUCCUUCUUAGAGCACGCCAGCCACAUCCACUGUUCUAUAUCGUUUGGCCCUUCGUCGUCUCCGGGCUCACGCAGUCCACUUACAGACCUAGCACACAAUUACCAUCUAGUGUGUUUUCUUAUGGUUUCCUUUGCAAUUCAAAUGGUCUGAAAUAAGGAUAGGGCUAUUCUGCAGCUCAGUAGGGUGGUGUUUGCAUUGCAGAAGUAUGUGAAGAUGUACGGAAGUGUUUGAGUGUGUAAAAUCACGUGGGAUAGUGCUGGGGGACUGUGUAUCAUGAAGAAAGUUCAACCUUGCAUGGUCUUGUCUGUAACUGCCUUUUUGGAAGGGACCCACAGUGUGAACCAUGUCCAAACUCUGCUCAAGCUUUGUCAUGGAGAGACCUGGCUGCAGUGGUCCAAAACAGAGCUAGGGUGAGCUGACCAGUAAGGCAGUGUAGACACUUAAUGGAGUAUGGUGCUUGAGUUUAUUUGUUUACAUUUUAUUGAGCAGGGUGGACACAUCCAGAGUCUAACUGUGUUUUAAAAUGGCGAAUUCUUUUAUUUCUAAAUAGUUAGUUCUUACAAGAGAGUAAGUAUGAUGUAUAAUACAGUGAGACUUUUAAAUACUCUAGCAGAACAGUACGUUCUCCUGGCCAUAUACCUUGAGUUUAUUUUUUUUUUUAUCAGAACUAAGGAGAUAUGCAUGCGUAAACCAAGGGUAUAAUUACAGUUUUAGUUCAUUUCAGCUCUGAAAUGAAUCUAUGGUAAGUUAUAUUUCAGAGCAGAGCUCCAAAACGCUGGCUGCUGCAGACUCACUGGUAUGAGACCCUGACAGAUCUAGCUAUCAGUCUAUAAGCUAGAAUUAAUUUGAUCCUGUAGCUUUUUGAAUGUGCAAAAAAAUGUUAGGUAUCUCUGAAAAUGCUGAUUCUGCUUCUUCACGUGUUUUGGCAGGACAUUACUAGCUGUAGGUAUCAAAUAUCAAUAUAAGAGAAAACAAAUUUUUUACAACAUCACACUUGAAACCCAUAAAUUGCUGAGUGGAACAACUGAUAGCGAGACAUUCGUUUCUGUCAUUGGCAUUAUAUCAUCUUUUUAGUUUAAAGUAACAAAAAUAUUUUAAUCAGGAGAUUGUUUUUUAGAUUCUUUUGUUGGUUUUGUUGUUGAUAGCUGUUUUGUUUAGAUGACUGUUGGUUAAGAUUGACUGACCCGUUUAAUUUCAGUUGAGUAAAAAAGUGCAAUGUACCUGAAUGGCAAAACUCAGAUCAGGGAUGAGAAAGGGCUUCCUUUGGUGAAAGUCUCGGUCUGUUGAAUGGACAAAUUAUCUUGCCAGCAAGGUGUUUUAUGUUUCCUUUUAAGGAAAACUUCAAAUAGUUCUAAACUUCCACUUUGAAAAUUUUCAUGCUUUAUUUGGAAAUAGCAAAGCUAGUUACUAUAAGCUACAUUCCUUCCUGGGGUUCUUGGAAAAAGAACUCGGUCUUCUGAGUUAUUCAAGCCUUCAAAAUAUUUCUUCACCAUGAGGUGCCUUAAAGUAUUCCAGAGUUCUAUUUCUAAGAAAUAUAAUUUUAUACAGCAAUACUGAAAAUCAUCAGUUACAGAACUGUUUGUUUGGUGUAAAAGACUAGGAACAGCCUCUACUUCUGAUCUCAAGAAUUGUUCUUCAGGCAUUCAUUUUGGUAUAUCUUUGCUCCACCCCUCCUCAAAAGACCACUGGGAGAGUCAAAACCAACACAGUUCUCAAGGAUAGGUUAUCUCGUGUUUUGCUUAUUUUAAGGGCAAAAUUGUCUUUAGUGAACUGAACCAGAACUCAUUUGCCAGAUACGCGUAGUCUUCUGCGAUACCAUUCACACUGCCCUUUGGAAGAGGGAGGGCCUUCUUCUGACCAACAUCAGUAAUGCUGGUUGCUUAACUGAUGUUGACAGUUUCUUUUAACCUUCCCAAUACCUGUUUAAAGUAAGAUUACAAAAGGAAUCAGAAGGGGACAAAAGAUCCAAAUGUUACAGAAACUUUCCUGAAAAUGCUGCUUUUUGUGUUAAUGUGACCUUUUGAAAUAUCUCACUUUAAAGUUUGCUUCUUGGGGGGGGGGGGGGUCGGGGGGGGCAGAAAGAGUUGAAAUCACUUAUUCCCUGUGAUGGCGAUGAGCAUCUGACACUAGCAGAAGAGUGUGGCUUUCUGUAUGUUUUACGUUGUGUAACAGCGCACUGCUUUUUCAUCAUUUUAACUCUGGUUUUGUUUUGGUUUUUGCAUUUGUGUAAUAAUUUGAUUCUGGUAUUGCUACAGAAUGAUUUCUUUUGUUGACGUUCAUGUGACAGCUCCUGUCGUACAAUAAAAGGUGUUUCUCAGAA